Molecule: messenger RNA, 2233 nt
Organism: Cynoglossus semilaevis (tongue sole)
Lineage: Eukaryota; Metazoa; Chordata; Actinopteri; Pleuronectiformes; Cynoglossidae
Gene: ogfod3
Product: 2-oxoglutarate and iron dependent oxygenase domain containing 3
Exons: 9
Coding region: 123-1073 (316 amino acids)
Cellular component (GO): membrane
Molecular function (GO): L-ascorbic acid binding; iron ion binding; oxidoreductase activity, acting on paired donors, with incorporation or reduction of molecular oxygen
Source: RefSeq, a predicted model, not a curated record
GGAAGCGGAACCUGUGCUAGAAUGGCAUUAUAACAUUUUGGCGGGGCGUCGGUCUGUGUGACAUAUGUUUAGGAAAAACAACAGCUUUUCCCAUAUAACUUAAAUGUUUCAUAGCAGACAGAAUGGCACUUGUGCGAAUGAGGAACGCGAAGGGAAAGAAUGCGACGGAAAUGGCAAAAAAAAUAAAAAGAGGUAAUGCACUCAGGCAGGCCUCAGCAUGGAGGACAUACAGAGCAUGUAUAAUCUCACUGCUGGUGGUUCUGUCAGUGUGUGGAGCAGCUGCAUGGUUUUACAUGUUCUCUGUGGAGAGUGACAUCACAGAAACUCUGGUCAAACAGAGUGAGUUGGUCUCAUCACAGCCCAGGGUCUUCACCGUCCAGUGCUCUGAAGACUAUGAGAACUACAAGCGAUAUCCAAGAUGCACCCCCCAGAGCUGUGGCCGUGCAGUCACAGACAGCGUGGUAACAAAGGACGAGGCUCAGGUGCUCAGAAGAUUGGCUGAGAGAGGUCUCGCACUGGCUGGUUCAGAAGGAGGAGCUUCCAUACUGGACCUGCACUCUGGAGCUCUGUCCAUGGGAAAACAGUUUGUCAACAUCUACAGGUACUUUGGGGACGUGAUAAAGGAUGUUUUCACAGAGCAGGAUUUCCAGCUUUACAGAGCCGUACGUGGGCGAAUCCAGGAGGUGAUUGCUGAAACCUUUGGUUUGGACCCGGCCCUGAUGUACCUCACUAAGCCCACGUUUUUCUCCAGAAUCAACAGCACGGCGGCCAAAACUCAACAUGACGAGUACUGGCACCCACACAUUGAUAAGGUAACGUACGGAUCCUUUGACUACACGUCUCUCCUGUACCUCUCUGACUACGGCUCUGACUUUGGCGGAGGACGAUUUAUCUUCAUGGACCAAACUGGAAACAGGACGGUGGAACCACGAACAGGACGUGUCUCCUUCUUCUCCUCUGGCUCGGAGAAUCUCCACCGCGUGGAGCAGGUGAUGUGGGGGACGCGCUAUGCCAUUACCGUGUCCUUCACCUGUGACCCCGAACACGCCAUUUCUGAUCCCGCUCUGCCCUGAUGCAUCAUGGGUAGUGCCACUGCUCUCUGGUGUGGACAAAAUCCUGCGAGAGAAAAAAGGUCCAGUAUAGAGAGAAUGACAGAAAAAAAUACUUUUCUUUUGUCCACUUUCAAACAUUUUUUUUCUUUUGAGACACUUCCUGCUCUGUAUUCUUUUAUUUUUUCUAAAAUGUGAUUGAUUGUCACCUGUCUAUCUUGGUCCACUUUCUAACAGCAUUUGUUACCUCUCUGUGGCUCCAUCCUCAUAAUCACUAGGAUUAGAUGUGUUUGGGCUCCAGGCAGGUUUUCACAAUCUGCUCUCAUUCACCAUCUCAGGACGGCUUGAGCAGAAAUUGCUUUUUGGACUGAGAACAGUCUUAAAGAGGCUGAAGUGGGAUCGUGUUUCUCUCUGUGUCUCCAUGUGUUUCUCAUUCUGACAAGAACUGUCAGGUAUGUGGAGACGAGAUAAAGUUCUGGUAAUUCCACCGAUGAAUCCACCUCUCACCCCCCUGGCUCGCCCUCGACCCCACCCGUGGUGGGAGGAGGUGUUUUCUUCUGAGAAGAACCCUCAGCUCUAAGAAUGAUUGUCCAUUCUGGGAUGUCCACCAGUUAUUUCAGUGAGGCGAGAGCGGUUUGAAAUAAAAUGCUGAGAAAAUCUGAAACCCCCGUGUGUGGCUCCCAGACUUGUUAAAGUUUCUAAAAGUUGUAGUGGUCAAGACGCCCCUGAAAAGACAUUUGAUCUGUGAGUUUCUGCUGAAGAGAUUUGAAUUAUUGAUAUUAUGGUUUUGAAUCCUCGGUUUCUCAUCACGCGGGUUGAAACACUGACUGGUUUUACCACUGACACAGAUGUCUGGAGGCCCUGCCUUAUCUGUGAAUCAUUUGCUGAGAGAUGUUUUAUUGUGUUUGUUUUCCAUCUCCAUUUUUCUUUUCAGCAUCAGCAGCUGUCUCUCAUCAUAAAGAAUCAUUCCUCUGACAACAUUUGAAUUCACAUUAUAUGUAAAAAAAAACAAAAACAAAAAAAAACAUCCGCCCUCAGGAUUAAAACCAAUAAACUGGAUUCAAACCCCUUAGUGUUGAUUGACACCAGAUGCUUCAUUUAGAUCAUUGUCUUAAAGUUGGUUCUUUGAGAAAAUGAAUUGUUCCUCAGUAGUGAUUUGAUUAAAAUCAGGUUGAAACAUUAAA